GCCUCUCCCCCCCCCAACCCGCCUUUCCCUUCCCUUAUUGCUGCUGCUGCCGCCGCCGCCGCCAAUGUUGGUGCUGCCGCCGCCGCCGCUGCCGCUGCGGAGAAGGAGGUGGACGUGCUAGGCCGGAGCGCCCUGCCCACUGCCGCCGUCCCUGUGUCCCCUUCCUCCUGCCGGGGGCCUUGCGCUGAGCUGGGGCCCGGCGGGGAGGGGGCAUGGCUGCUUCGCCUGGGGCCCGGCAGGCCGCCUGGGGGGCAGGCACGGGCAAUCGGGGAAGGGGGACCCGGUGGUGAGGGGACUCCUCCUCCUCCUCUUCCUGCCUGCCUGCCUGUGCGUGGGGGGGAUCCCUUCCCAUUUCAGCCUGGCCUCUGCUAUGUUGCGUUCUCCGCAUCUUCUCCAAUAGCUUUUGCAAAUGAAAAUGGAGGAAAUGACUUUGUCGGGCCUGGAUAACAGCAAGUUGGAGGCUGUGGCUCAUGAUAUCUAUACAGACUUGAUUGAGGAUGCCUGCCUGGGCUUGUGCUUUGAGGUCCACCGGGCUGUCAAAUGUGGCUAUUUCUUUUUGGAUGACACAGAUCCUGAGAGUAUGAAGGACUUUGAAAUUGUAGAUCAGCCAGGACUGGAUAUCUUUGGCCAGGUCUACAACCAGUGGAAGAACAAGGAAUGUGUUUGCCCAAACUGCAGCCGAAGCAUUGCCGCCUCCCGCUUCGCCCCACACUUGGAGAAGUGCCUUGGCAUGGGCCGGAACAGCAGCCGCAUUGCCAAUAGGAGGAUAGCAAGCAGUAACAAUAUGAACAAAUCCGAGAGUGACCAAGAAGACAAUGACGAUAUAAAUGAUAAUGACUGGUCAUAUGGAUCCGAAAAGAAAGCAAAAAAGAGAAAAUCAGAUAAGAAUCCCAACUCGCCCCGACGAUCCAAGUCCCUGAAACAUAAAAAUGGGGAACUGAGUGGUAACUCGGACCCAUUUAAGUAUAACAACUCUGCUGGAAUCAACUAUGAAACGCUGGGCCCUGAGGAGCUCCGUACUUUGCUCACUACGCAAUGUGGGGUGAUAUCUGAGCACACCAAGAAGAUGUGUACACGGUCUUUGCGCUGCCCCCAACACACGGAUGAACAGCGGAGGUCAGUCAGAGUCUACCUCCUGGGACCUUCUGCCUCACUUCCUGAGGCGGAAGGAAGUGUGGAGAACGACAGUUUUGACGUGGCAGAAAGUCAAGCCCUCAUGAAUAGACUGCAGUGGGACGGAUCUUCAGAUAUCUCACCUUCUGACUCGGCCUCAUCGAAAGCAAGUACAAACAACUCAGAGUCCCGGAAAACCAAAAAGAAGAAACCACACAUGAGCCUGGUAGGAGGUGCUCCAGGAAUGAGCUCCAGCAAGAAGAAACUGAAGCCGAAGCAGCUUGCACCUCCCACCCCCAGCCUUUAUGACGACAUCAAUUGAAUAAUGCUGGGAUGAGGAUAAAGAAAGCAGGGAGGAGGGGAGGUGCCCCGGAACCCCGUCCAACCCAGUUUGCGGGAAAGGAGCAGGACUGUCUCCUCUCAGGCACACCUUUUUAUGAACUGUGAAGAGAGUUGGCUGCAUGUCUCCCUUUUCCUCCCAAGCCUCCAGCACACAUUGCACAGCCCUUUGUGUCCACUGGAUGUGAGAACGAAAGGACCGGACUGCUUUUGGUGCAGUGGGCACCCACCUCUUCCGGGGAAAAGCAGGGGGUGGUGUUUUGAGGCGGGGCCUUGAAGAUGAGUGACUCCGUCAGCCAGGGAGUCGCUAUUCUCUUUCCUCCCCCACCCCACCCCCCUCCCCGUUUCAACACGUCUAUUUAUUGUGAUGUUAGUGGAUGUUCAAUCAUGACUAUAUAUACGGUGGCAUUGUAUCGCUUCGCAGCCCUGGAGACUGACUGGGCGGGGUGGUGUGUGUGCAGCCUUUUCGGCCUGGUUUGCGAGAGAAUUAAAGGGUCUCUGGGGGGAAAUGGAGAAUGUCUGUUGCGCUUCAGUGCCUGCCCUUCCUUCUCGAGAGCCUCUGCUCCAAAACGGAGCCUCCUUUCCGUCGUGCGAAGGGGGCACCAGAUCGUGAACCUGCCUCUGAGCUGCGGCGGCGGCGCUCCGUUGUUCAAAAGGCUGUCUCCGUGGCUGCUGUAUCCCUCUUGCCCCCCUAAGCAGGAAUAAUGUUCUUGCUGCAGAGAGCAGUCCUCAGACGUCUGCACAACCUGAGCAAACUGGGAUGGAGGCCGAAGAGAGGUUUGGUGUUGUGUUGCUGCUGUCACUACUGCCAAACGGUGUCUGCUUCCCUGCCAAAUGGCAUUUCCAAGACUGUGUAUGAAGCAACAUGAUGAAUGGCUUUGAUGAUGUGGGCAGUCUCUCCCGGCGAUGCAUGUCAGGAAGCUGGUGCAGCUGUUUGCUUCCUAACUCUUCCUAUACUGGGCACAAAUCUACGUUUUGCCCAGCCCUGGUGAGCCAAUACCAUAAGAUUUGCAAUGCUUUAUACAUACUCCGUAUGCAGGUAUGAAUCUCCGUACAGCCCUAAAAAUUGGCUGUAAAUUUAGAAUAGUUGGUUGUUGCUUUUUUUAAUUAAAAAAAUAUGGCUCUGCAGUUUAACAUCCCUCAGAAGAUGUUAAUGAAGGUCAAGCACAGGAGGGGCAGCGCUGCCUUCCCUACUGUGGCCUGUGUGGGUCGAUGAAUCUAAACAUAACCUUGCUGGAGUAUUAGAGCCAAUCUAAGUGUGCCUGGGUGGGGCAGUAGAAGAGAUGAGAGGGAGGAUGUAUACUCUUAAGUGAGUACUUCCACCGCUCUCUCCCCAUCUAUAUAAACCUCCCUUCCACCUCAAUCCUGGCCUGAAUUCUAUUCCUUCUGUAAGCAGGUGCAGUUUUUAAAACGCCAGAAAUCAUGGUGGUCCUAGAUGGAAACUUGAAAUUGCAAAGUUGAUUCCGGAAGGUGGAGUGUUGCAGGUUUUCAUUGUGUGUCUCUGCUUCUCUCUUUUCUGGAAUUUUGACAAGACUUAGAAAAGGGCAUGUGCUGUCCAAUAAGCUUUGUGCAAGCCCAGCCCUGCCACCCCAGCUUCUGAACAUACUUAAAGGGAAUUUCUCGUGUAUUCUUUUUCCCUUUCCUCUAUUCCAGAGAAUGCAAAUAUGUGUGUGUGUUUGGGGGGGGGGAGGGAGAUACUAAGAUUUUCCCUCCCAUAAAUCUGUUCUGUUGCAGCUACGCACAUGCCUGCUUCAGCACAGCGAUGUCUGCUGCUGAUGCUGGUUUUUCAGGACUGAGCCUUUCGAACCUUUUCCUCCAUUCUCAUAGCAGCUGAAAAAGCCAGUUGGGUUGCAGAUGAAAGUCCGCCUUUGCCACGGCUAAAAUUCAUAGGCUUAGUUCUGUAAGGAGAGGCUUCUCUGAGCAAUCACUUCCUACAGUCCCGAAACAGAAAACUUUUCAGAUGUUCAGCUGUUUGUAUGGAGGGUCUCCGAAGAGCCUUAUAUCUUCCUGCUUUCUCCUUAGUUUUUCACACUUUUCCUGCCUGUGAGGGCCCAAAUUGUGGCGGCCGUGUUUCCCUACAAUGCAGCAUGGAUGCUGAACCUGCAGUCACUCAGCAGGAGUGUGCGGCUGAUGAUGUUCAGCAUGUCUGGAAGUAGAGGUAGCCUACUCAGCAAGUGAACACCAUUUCUAGUUUUCUCUCUCUUUCCCCACCCCCUUGCUCCUCUUCACUUUGCUUCCCUAGGCAAAAGGUACAAGGUAUGCAGGGACUGUUCAGAGGAUGAGGUAGCUUUUGCUCCACAUGGAGCAAGAACUCCAUGUUAUUUAAAGGUAAAUAACAUGACUUGGAGCUCUAACAGCUGAAUCGUACAGUUCUUUUGUCUUGAAGGGAUGGAUCCUGCACCACGACCAACCUUUUUUUUUUUUAAAAGGUCACCUGUUUUCUUCUAUGGCAGUCUGCACUCCCUCAUCAUUAGAAACCUAUGCUUCCUGUUGUGCUUUAGCAAAUGUUUUUGAAAACAUGACUUGACAGCCUGUGCUAUGCAGGCAAUGAUCAGCCUUGCACCCACUUCUGACUUAACUAGUUGAACCCAAUCAUAUCUUUCCAGGGAGAAAUAGUAAGGAAGAAGAGGAGGUAGACUUUUAUUCAAACCAGGACCAGUUACCUUCUCUAUGCCUGGCAACCAGUUGCUACCCCAUUAAAAUUAUGUACCUGUAAAACUGAAGCGGCGCAAAAGUGGCCAGAUUGAGGGAAAAGGAAGACCCCUGCUCAGCCUCCAUGGUUGCAACUGAACCCUUUGGGAUCAUGUUGCAGAUAACCUAGGAAGUGUAGCAUCUGGGGAAUUUUGAACAUUAAUUGAGGGAGGGGUAGGGUGGGGGAAGACCUAGGUCUUUUUAUAUAUGGCUCUGUAUCUGCACUUGCACCCUUUAAUUUUUUUUAAGGUAGGCCUGUUUCACUUGAAGAAGAAAAAACAAACCCGUGUAUUCUAUCAUGAGUGGACUGUUGGGAGGUUUUUAAUUUGUUGAUGAUGAUGUACAAACUGCACCUGUGUGAUAUCUUUGAACAUGUGCAGAAAUCAUUGGAGUAAGUACUGUACUGUGGUCUCUGAAUUAUUUUUUAAAACUUGUUUUGUGUAUGUAAUCUCAGCUUGUACAGGUAGGUAGCUAGAUUUUUUUUAAAAAAACAAAACAACCCUGUCAAAUCUGUAUUUUUUUUCUGCCCAUCCAUGGAUUGCGGAAUGCCUGUGUAAAUAAACUGCAACUCUGCUUGGUA
Messenger RNA from Podarcis muralis (Common wall lizard), 4723 nucleotides. RefSeq names its product ataxin 7 like 3 (gene ATXN7L3). Gene Ontology annotation, molecular function: transcription coactivator activity. NCBI's taxonomy places the organism in Eukaryota, Metazoa, Chordata, Lepidosauria, Squamata, Lacertidae. Gene Ontology annotation, cellular component: DUBm complex; SAGA complex. The record is from RefSeq and is a predicted model, not a curated record. Gene Ontology annotation, biological process: regulation of transcription by RNA polymerase II; positive regulation of DNA-templated transcription.